UGCUUACAAUAGAUGCGGACCUCAAGGUCCCUCAUUGGGUGUCAGUCAAUAUUUAAUCGAUGACCGUUCCAGACGACCCACAGCAGAUUCCCGCUCCAGUGAAUUCUGUACCAUUAUCUAUCUUCGUUUCUCACGUCACAAAUAAAAGGCCUAUCAACCCUUCCUGCUGUGCUUUGUUUUUGAGCGAUGUCUGCUCUCAGCGAUGAGAAAUUGAAAACAACUGAUGCCUCUGGUUUACCCAGCCAUGCCCGUGACGAUCCGGAGAGGAGGUUGGUGAGGAAGAUCGAUCUACGUAUGGCCGUCGUCAUACUUUUGUUUACCUUACACAAUAUCGACAAAGCGAAUAUCACUAGCGCACGACUGGGAAGUUUUGAGAACGACCUGCACCUGCAGGGGAAUCAAUACGCAACGCUCUUGUCUAUCGUCUAUGUGGGAUUUAUUGUCAUGCAAGUGCCAGCGAAUAUGUUUCUGUAUUGGCUACAGAGACCUGCUAUCCUGAUUCCAUGGAGUAUGGUGUUAUGGGGUGUGGUAUCAAUACUAACAGGGAUCUCACAGAAUUAUACCCAGGUUCUUCUCACCCGUUUACUUCUUGGUUUUGUCGAAGCACCUUUCUUUCCUGGCGUCAUAUUUCUUCUAUCAGGAUGGUACAAGCGAGACGAGCUCGCUUUGAGAGCGACUUGUCUUAGUUUGGGAAGCGUGCUCAGCACUGCGUUUGGAUCAUCGCUUGCCUCUGGUAUACUUACAGGCAUGCAGGGAACACUUGGUCAAGCCGGAUGGAGGUGGUUGUUUUACAUCGAUGGCGGCAUGACCAUCGUAGUUGCGAUCUGUACGAUGUUCAUACUGCCUAAUUUCCCUCACAACACCAAAUGCCUCACUCCGGAGGAAAGAUCACUCGCUAUCUCCCGCCUUGAAGACGAUGGCUAUGGAAGCAUGGAUGGGCCUGGGAAACGGACAACUAUGCAAGGACUGCGGGAUGCUCUGCGCGACUGGAAGGUAUGGUGGUUUACAAUCUUGUUCACCAUUAAUCAUAUCGCGCUGUCAUUCGGCUUUUACUUCCCAACACUCGUUGCGAGCAUGGGAUAUGAUACUUCGGUGACUUUGCUGCUCGUCAUUCCUCCAUCGGUGCUCGCCACGACUGGCGCUUUUGUUUUUUCAAGGUAUUCUGACAAGACGCGAAAGCGUACCAUAUUUAUUCUUGCAUCGAGUGCAUUGACUGCCCUUGGAUUCAUUAUGACCAUCUGUACGAUGAACACGGUUGCGCGCUAUGUUUCACUGUUCCUGAUGGCUCAGAACGCCGGCGGACUAAUGGUGCUUUGGGCAUGGGUCAAAAACACUUUUUCCAGAGAACCUGCCAAGCGAGCUGUUGCUAUCGCUGUGAUCAGUGGAGUCUCUUCAGCGGGGAACAUCGCCGGACCGUUCCUCUGGCCUCUCAGCUGGGGCCCGACAUAUCGUUAUUCGUACGCUAUCUGCACUAUAGCCCUUGGGAUGUCGACGGCCAUGACUUGUGUCAUGUAUUUGCAUUUGAAGCGGGUGAAUGCACAGAUUGAGAGAAACGAGCAGAAUGCAAAGGAUAUCGAUGACCUCCAGGACCCUGUUGGUUUUAGAUAUCUGGUGUAGUCAACGCUAUCGCGCUUGUAGGUGAAUUACUGCUGGCCCCGCGGACCAUCCCCCGCAAGACACGACGUAAAUUUGUACUGUUUCGCUGUAAAUUACGAUAUCCAUGUGAACAACUUUGUCCUGUAGCGACUUUUUCCUUCAUUUUUUUUGGGAAUGCAACUUAUGUCUUUUGG
Molecule: messenger RNA, 1790 nt
Organism: Suillus bovinus
Lineage: Eukaryota; Fungi; Basidiomycota; Agaricomycetes; Boletales; Suillaceae
Product: major facilitator superfamily domain-containing protein
Exons: 10
Coding region: 187-1617 (476 amino acids)
Biological process (GO): transmembrane transport
Cellular component (GO): membrane
Molecular function (GO): transmembrane transporter activity
Source: RefSeq, a predicted model, not a curated record